AUGAAAAUAAUUGUGGUUCUCUGCGCGUGUGUCUUAGCAGUUUACGGAGCUCCCACGGAAGAAAAACGUUCACUUCCCGCUGUGGAACAUACGGACGAAAGAGAUGAACUUGGCCAGUACACUCUGAGAUACGUCACAGCGGAAGGAACUAUUGUCGUUGAAAGGGGACGCCUAGUCGAUACAGCAGACGGGAAGGACAAAGUGCUUACUUACGAAGGAUCGUUCACGUUCGUCGGUGACGAUGGCAAGACAUACACCACAAAGUAUAAGUCUGACGUCAAUGGUGCAUACCAUGCUGAGGGAGAUCACCUUCCCAAGUCAGUCGAAGCGGAACCUGUGCCGGAAGUAUCCGAGACACCGAAAGAAGAAGUAAUGCAACCAAGUGCUUAA
Messenger RNA from Chilo suppressalis (striped riceborer), 390 nucleotides. The record is from the annotation of a GenBank genome assembly. NCBI's taxonomy places the organism in Eukaryota, Metazoa, Arthropoda, Insecta, Lepidoptera, Crambidae.